Maylandia zebra (zebra mbuna) is the source of this 480-nucleotide messenger RNA. NCBI's taxonomy places the organism in Eukaryota, Metazoa, Chordata, Actinopteri, Cichliformes, Cichlidae. The record is from RefSeq and is a predicted model, not a curated record.
AUGUCCUACUGGGAGGAGGUCUCAGCGGGCUUGGGGAAUACUGUGUCCUCCAGGAUGAGCUGGAAGGCAUGGCUGGAGCCUGGUGGGUAUUUGGUCCUGCUUCUGGCAUCAGUGCUAAGUUACACUAAUCCAGCUGCUGGGUCUGCCCUGGGCUUAUCCGUGGCCUUCAUCUUAAAAUUCAGAGACAACAUGUUCCAUGUGCUGACUGGCCAGUUCACUACUGUUCUGGUCACAGGCCUCUCCCUCUUCCUCUUUGACUUCCACCCUUCGCUGGACUUCUUCCUCCAGGCACCCACGGUCCUGCUGGCCAUCUUUAUCUACAAUGCCAGCUGGCCCAAGGACCUGGAAUAUAGCCUGCAGCGGGAGAAACUACGGGUCAUCAACGGGGAAGUGUUUGAGAGGUCAAGAGGGGACAGUGAGGAGCUCGAGCUCCUGACAAAGGCAAAUGCAGACAGUGUUUCUGAUGAAGAGUCCUUGUAG